Messenger RNA from Cynara cardunculus var. scolymus (artichoke), 1372 nucleotides. Its product is annotated as F-box protein PP2-A13-like. The coding region runs from base 92 to 955 and encodes 287 amino acids. The transcript has 3 exons. The record is from RefSeq and is a predicted model, not a curated record. Lineage: Eukaryota; Viridiplantae; Streptophyta; Magnoliopsida; Asterales; Asteraceae. Gene Ontology annotation, molecular function: protein binding.
CUCCCAAAUCCACCUCCCAACCGCCGUUAACCGCCGUCAACCACCGUCGGCGAACAUCCCUACCUACCAACCACCAUCUCUACUUCAUCCUAUGGGCGCUAAUUCAUCUAUGCUAAGUCCGGAGAGCUCAGACGGCUCCAAUCAUCCGGCAAAGCUCAAGCUCGGCGACAUACCGGAAUCCUGCGUUGCUCUCGUCUUAUCCUACCUAGAUCCGCCGGAGAUUUGCAAAUUGGCGAGGCUUAAUCGCGCAUUUAGAGCCGCUUCCUCCGCCGAUUUCAUCUGGGACGCUAAAUUGCCGUCCAAUUAUCAGUAUCUGGUCGACGAGUACCUGAUUAAGAACCCUACCAAAUUAGGGAAACACGAGAUUUACGCCCGAUUAGCGCGUCCAAUCCCGUUCGACGCCGGCAAUAAGGAAUUUUGGGUGGAUAAGAGAACCGGAGGUGUAUGCUUGUCGAUUUCGUCCAAAGCAAUGACGAUCACCGGAAUUGAUGAUCGGAGAUACUGGAAUUAUAUUCCCACCGAUGAAUCGAGAUUCCAUACAAUUGCAUACCUUCAACAAAUUUGGUGGCUCCAGGUCGAAGGCGACAUCAACUUCCGGUUUCCAUCCGGAACGUACUCGUUGUUAUUCAAGCUUCGACUCGGGCGGUUCACAAAGCGAUCCGCUCGCCGGUUGACGAACCACAAUGGCGUCCAUGGUUGGGACAUAAAACCGGUUCAGUUUCAGCUCACGACACCCGAUGGUCAACACGCCGUUUCCAAGUGUUUCUUGGAGAACACGGGGAAUUGGGAGUACCACCACGUCGGAGAUUUCGUAGUCGAUGAUCCAAACGAGUCCAUAAAUAUAAAGUUUUCAUUGACGCAAAUCGAUUGCACCCAUACGAAAGGCGGUCUCUCCAUAGACUCAGUUCUUAUAUGUCCUAGUAACAUCGUUAAAGAUUUCAAAGCUCUAUUAUAACGACAAUGGUCGUUUUUUUGGUAACUCUGGGUGUCUGGACCAGUUUGCGUACCUCAGUUAAUCCCAUUUGGGCCCUGAAAAUAACAGUCAGGAAAAUCUCAAUGGCCCUAAGGAUAACAGCCCGAAAAAUCCUCAGUGGCCCUGAUUAGGUCUUGAACAGGUGUCCGAAGGUCUAGCCUGUAUUUUACUAGUUUUUUUUAACACAUUUUUGGUUGUUUUAGACCUUAGUGAGAGGAUGUAGAUCCUAGAGUAAAGUAUGUCGUGAUGGUGUCGGUUUUCGUGUUCCACGUUCCUCGAGAUUCGACUGUUCCGGUAUUGAGAAAAGACGAUGUUCGUAUAUUGUAAUUAACGUUUCAAGAAUCUCGCACGAAAUUCUACAAUAUGAACGAAUGUAAAUAAAUUGUCGAAUUACAUGAA